ACCGCGCAGGACGCCAGCGCGCGCGCCGACGGUUAACGAACAAAAUUCAAAAAACAGUUGUAACUUUUGAUAAAUGAGUUGAAUUAAGUAUAACUUACUAUAAAAUUGUGCGUAUAAGUGAAGUGAAAGACAAGUGUGUGACCUUUAAGUGAAAUGUUUAACUAAGUGCAGGAAACAUGAAUUCAAAAAAGCUGGAAUACUUUAAUGAUAAUGACUCCGUGGAUGAGAAAAUUAAUCUCAGCUGUCUAGGUACCGGAUUGUAGGAGAAACUACAUGUUUAUUUAGCUGCACUACGACAAUUAUUGGAUAGUGAAACUGGCGGCACGACUUGUCCAAGUUGUAAUAUGCCCUUUGAUAAGGGUAAAAAGAGAAAGUUGAUUGACACGUGCGGUCAUGAACGGUGCUAUUCCUGCAUGUUCAGAAACGAAGCUUGCCCUAUAUGCGCCAGAAAAAGUCAAGGGAGGAGGCAAGUCAUGGAGAGGUAUACACCAUCACCACAGCGACAAGUCGAUCAGGAGUGGCAAUCACCGACGCGGCUCCCAAAACCACCGAAACAACCAUCGAGCCUUGCUCAAAGUUGUCCCACACCGCCGCACACGAGGAGAAGAUUUUUUCUGAGUCCCAAGUCAUUGAGAAGUCCUUUUGGUCAACGUAGCAGUCGCCAUUCACAUGAAAACCACGUGCCUCUUUCUGGAUUACCGGAGGAGGGUCCCAGAAGUGCGGCGUGGCCAAGUCUUGUGUUCAAUAAAAUAAGGUCGCUGUGGUCCGCUCAUUCCUCCGUUCCUCACGGACUCAACCAGUUGACAGAUGAUGAAGGCGGUCAUAUCAAGCAAGGAUACGAAUCGAGGCGACAGAAUGAUCUCUACAUGCGUUUGGGAUUGUUGCUGGGGGAGCGACGCGGUUCCCGGCACAAAUCCCGCGAUAGUUGCACGUCACUUGCCUCCUUAGACGCUCACACUUUGGCAUCCCAUAACACCAGUCCUGUAUCAACGCUAACUGGUUCGUCAGAAGUAGAUGCAGCAACUCCUAUUGGCAGGGACUCUCUCGGAUCCCUCGCUUCCAUGUCCUUGUCGGCCGCUAGCAACUGUUCGUCUUCUAGUCCUGGCAGCAGAAGGCACUCUGUUAAUGCGUUGCAAAAUGGUCGGGAAGAAUUGACACGGAUGUCAAGCGGCUUCUUCAAGAACAGGAAGACAGCGGCGAGACGUUCAGCUCGGCUCAGCAACAAGCAAUCUACUACAUCAUCAGAAUUAAAGAAAGUUCACCCCACACCUCAACUCACUCUGCGACCAUUAUUCUUCGAAGUGCCUUCGAGUGAAAGCGAAAAUAUCUUUUCCGGGAGACAUUGGUUAAUUAGAGAUAUGGAGAAGGCAUUAGCGUCAACUUCUUCUGGUAUACUAAUCUCAGGCUGUCCAGGCACAGGUAAGACAGCAUUAAUUCUUCAACUCGUGGAAUAUUCGUGCUUUGGUCGUAAAAGAAACUUCGAAUAUGAGGAGCUAAGAGAGCAGUCAGAUAUAAGAGAAGUCUUGCCUGAAGAAGUUGCUGCAGGAAUGGUCACUCAUCUAGCAUCACAAGUCGUCGCGUAUCAUUUCUGUCAGGCCGAUAACAACAGCACAUGCCUUGUUGGCGAGUUCGUUCACUCUCUUGCAGCACAGCUUUGCCAAGCACCCAGGCUGCAAGCAUAUAGAGAAUACCUAUUGAGCGAACCGCAUCUGUUAGCUUGCCUCUCUUUAAAAGAAUGCAUCGCUGACCCGGAUUUAGCUUUCCUGAGAGGCAUCAUAGAACCACUUAUAAUUUUGCGAAAGAAUGGAAGUAUAGAUUCAACAAACAGCAUCAUUCUUGUUGAUGGUCUCUGUGAAGCUGAAUAUCAUAGACCAGAUCACGGAUAUACAAUCGCUUCUUUUCUAACAAGACACGUGCCCGAAAUGCCGUCUUGGCUAAAAAUUGUAGCAACUAUUAGAACACAAUUUCUUGAAUUGACUAAACAACUACCAUACACAAGACUGGGAUUGGACGAAUCAGACAAUGUGCAUAAAGAUUUGCUAGAAUACUUCAACGCGAGAGUUCAAGCUGCACCCAUAAUAGAAACAAAUAUCAAAAGUUCUACGGGCAAAACCGAAGGCGUACAUAAUUCGGUUAUGAAGUUUGCACAAUACGUUCUUCAUUUGAGCCAAGGAUCGUUCUUGUUCUUAAAAUUAAUUUUGGAUCUUCUUGAAAGAAGCCAUAUAGUUGUGAAAUCAACAAAUUACAAAGUUGUACCCAUAUCACUAGCACAAAUAUUUCUACUACAAUUCAAUUUGAGAUUCCCCACCGUACAGUCGUUUGAAAAGGUGACACACAUUUUAAGUGUUUGCUUAGCUGCCUUGUAUCCACUUACUUUGGUAGAAAUUUAUUAUUCGGUCAACUCUUUACUCGUCGACACAUUCUUACCAUGGGAAGAAUUUUGUCACAGAUUUGAAAGUCUUAGUGACUUUCUCGUAAAACGAAUUGAUAACACUUAUAUGUUUUUCCAUCCAUCGUUCAGGGAGUGGUUAAUACGUCGUGAUGAUAAUGAAAGCUCUAAAUUUUUGUGUGACUUAAGAGCUGGGCAUUGUGGUAUUGCCUUUAGACUAUCGAGAGUACAAGCGCCUUUAGACCCAGAGAAAUCUAUGGAAUUAGGACAUCACAUCCUUAAAGCUCAUAUGUACAGAAACAUGGGACCAGCACAAUUAGGGUUAUGUCCUCGAGAUUUGCAAGCUAUGAUGGUUGCUUCAAGUUCUGCAAACGUCGGUGAAGCUGUUGCUAACUUAAGAAAUAUAUACACUCCAAAUGUGAAAGUUUCACGUUUAAUGCUAUUAGCAGGAGGGUCGCCAAAUCAGAUAACUGAUUGUCUUGGAAAUGCGCCAUUAUUGUGCAUGUAUGCUUAUCAAGGAAUUAUAUCAAUGGUUGGAUUGCUAAUCGAAUUUGGAGCUGAUCUGGAAAUGACAAACUCUCAAGGGUGUUCAGCCUUAUCAUUGGCAUGUCAAAGAGGUCAUACUGAUGUCGCUAGAAUGUUGAUAGCAUCAGGGGCAUCACUAAGUCACACUGAUACAGCAGAGCAGACUCCGCUUGUACAUGCAGCUAAAAAUGGUCAUCGAGAUACCGUAAUUUACCUCUUGGGAUGCCAGACAGGAAAAGAGGACAGAAAUUCGAUAGAAAUAGACGAAGACAAUAUUGAACAAUUAGUUCCCGGUUCUAGACAUGCUCUAAUAGCCGCUGCUCAAAAUGGACAUUUAGAUAUUGUAGAAUAUCUUUUGGAUACAGCAGAGUUAAUACCUGACGGUAUCUGCCCUGUAACUGGUGAGACCGCUCUAACAGCAGCUUGCUCUACUGGAAACGCGGCCAUCGCUGAUGCUCUUCUCAUCCGUGGAGCAACGCCGUACUCUUUGAACGCAAGACAAAUGUCUCCCCUAGCUUUAGCUUCGAAGAACGGCAGAACAGCUUUAGUACUGAGAUUAUUAGAUUCUGGGGCAGACGUUAUGGGAUCUGGAGGAAAGAACCCUCUAAUAUUGGCAGCGGCUGAAGGUCAUGCUGAUGUUGUUGAGAUGCUUUUAGAACAUUGUGCUGAUCCAGAUGCAGUAGAUGCUGAUGGUAUAUCACCACUAGGAUGGGCAAGCCUACGUUCCAGAAUACCGACAAUACAAGUAUUAUUAGACAAAGGAGCUACAAUCGAUCAACCAGACGGUAGCGGUAGAACACCAUUAGGCCUCGCUUGCGGAGGUCCAGCAGAACUAGUAGAACUCUUGUUAGAACGUGGAGCGUCUCUGGAGAGAGUCGAUCACAGCGGACUGAGGCCUUUAGACAGAGCUAUUGGACAACGGAAUGUUCCCGUGGUCAAUUGCUUUUUGAGAAAAGGGGCUAAACUCGGUCCCACGACAUGGGUAAUGGCAUCAGGCAAACCAGAAUUUAUGCUAAUACUCCUAAACAAGUUGCUUGAAGACGGGAACAUGUUGUACCGUAAGAACCGUCCGUCCGAAGCCGCGCACCGUUACCACUACGCGCUCAAGAAGAUAAAUCCGCUCAUCAGCGAUGAAGGGCUAACGACACCCUCCACUCAACCUGUUCCACACGAACACGUGUCUGCCUUUGUGCAAUUAAAAACAAACCUUUUACUGAACAUGUCCAGGUGCAAAAGGAAACUUAAUGAACCAUCAGAGGCCUUAGACUUAGCAGCACGCGCGUCCGUCUUGCGUCCCAACGCAUUUGAAUGCUCCUACGCAAUGGCACGAGCAAUAUUAGCUCUAAACAAACCGUCCGACGCCUUGCCCCACGCACGACGAGCCUUGCUUCUAGCACCUUCCACGGAUAUGUCCGCCAUGAGGACUCUGAAAGCCCUCCAGCAAGAGAUCCUAACAAGAAUCAAUACCGGGACCCACAAUCUAAACGCUGAUACGCGAUCGAUGAGAAAUUUUGAUAGUAUUAGUCUAAACAUGCCGUGAACAUCUCAAACACUCAGAUAACUUACAUAUUGAUCAACUUAUAUAAAUUUUGUUAUUAUAUAAUGACUUGAUACUAGAAUGUCGUUUGUAUUGGCUCCUAUGUUCCUUAAUGAUAUGGUAAAUUAAUCAUUUCGAUAGUAAAUUUUUGUGAUUGUUGCAUUUAGGUUUCGAUUUACGUGGAUUUAAAAAUUAAAAAUGAAAAUAAAAAUGUAUGUUCGUAUUGUGAAUACCGUUCGUUUGUUGAACUAUAUAAUGUAUAAGUCUUACACUAUAUGUAUUGAAUCCGUUGCGUGAAAUAUAUUAUAUGCUUGUAUAAUUUACUUAUUUUAUUAAUAAUAUUUCGUUUUAUAUUUCUUUUGUGUAUAUGUAAGAUCUAAUAUUAGUGCUGGCACAUUCAUGUUAAUGUAAGUGCGAUUAAAAAGUUGUUUUU
Molecule: messenger RNA, 4884 nt
Organism: Nymphalis io (European peacock)
Lineage: Eukaryota; Metazoa; Arthropoda; Insecta; Lepidoptera; Nymphalidae
Gene: rols
Product: protein TANC2
Exons: 17
Coding region: 345-4454 (1369 amino acids)
Molecular function (GO): protein binding
Source: RefSeq, a predicted model, not a curated record